GUGUACGUUCCCUCGUUCAACCUUCUAUUCGGGUUUCGGGGUGCUUUUGUCAUUUUAUAAAAAUUGGAAGCUCCUUAUGAUGGGCGCUUACUAGGGUUUCAGUAUCUGUGUACUCGCAGUUCCCUAUCCUGCUUUGUUUUCCUCGUGUUGCAGGAGCACUCCAACCGGCCAAGAUGGGGAAGACUCGUGGUAUGGGAGCUGGUCGCAAGCUGAAGACCCACAGGAGAAGGCAGAAAUGGGCUGACAAGUCGUACAAGAAGAGCCAUCUCGGUAAUGAAUGGAAGAAGCCAUUUGCUGGCUCUUCCCAUGCCAAAGGGAUCGUCCUCGAGAAAAUAGGCAUUGAGGCCAAGCAGCCCAACUCUGCCAUUCGAAAGUGUGCUCGGGUUCAGCUGAUAAAAAAUGGGAAGAAGAUUGCAGCCUUUGUCCCGAACGAUGGUUGCUUGAAUUACAUCGAGGAAAAUGAUGAGGUAUUGAUUGCUGGAUUUGGGCGUAAAGGUCAUGCCGUCGGAGAUAUUCCUGGUGUGAGGUUCAAAGUGGUGAAGGUUUCAGGUGUAUCACUAUUGGCUCUUUUCAAGGAGAAGAAGGAGAAGCCAAGGUCUUGAGUUGCCACCCCUUUUUCUAUUGUUAUGUUUCAGAUGUUUCCUUGAACAUGACAUUCAGAUUUUGCCUCUCCAUACCACUUUGGUACAUCUUCCUUGGACAGAUACUAUAUGAAAAUAUUAGUCAUUUUGAAACUUCAAAAUGUUUAUGCUGCCUGCUUAUUUAUUCUAGGUUUCUGAGGAGAA
This is a messenger RNA of Amborella trichopoda, 785 nucleotides long. RefSeq names its product Ribosomal protein S12/S23 family protein. The record is from RefSeq and is a predicted model, not a curated record. Gene Ontology annotation, cellular component: ribosome; small ribosomal subunit. Lineage: Eukaryota; Viridiplantae; Streptophyta; Magnoliopsida; Amborellales; Amborellaceae. Gene Ontology annotation, biological process: translation. Gene Ontology annotation, molecular function: structural constituent of ribosome.